Messenger RNA from Staurois parvus, 320 nucleotides. NCBI's taxonomy places the organism in Eukaryota, Metazoa, Chordata, Amphibia, Anura, Ranidae. The record is from the annotation of a GenBank genome assembly.
AUGUAUCUGAAAUGGUUUGAUACAGUAAUGUUAUACUAUGUGAUUUUAGUGAUUUUAGUGAAUGUCACUUUUUGUCAUUUUCAAAUUUCCCGCCGUUCUGUCCCCCGUAUGUCCCGACGUCGCAGGGGACGGAACCCAGAAGAUGGAUGCCGGCAUCCGUCGGAGGACAUUACAGGGGACACUGCAGGAGGGACAUCGCGGGAGCGCAGGACAAGGUAAGAGAAGAACAGAUCCUUGAGCACUGCAGCAAGGUAUUCCCACGAGUAGCUCGGGUUACCGCUUGUGAUACACUCGGGAAUACCGCCAGGGAGGUUACACAA